Molecule: messenger RNA, 1602 nt
Organism: Diabrotica balteata
Lineage: Eukaryota; Metazoa; Arthropoda; Insecta; Coleoptera; Chrysomelidae
Source: the annotation of a GenBank genome assembly
AUGAUGCCGAAAUUAUGCAGGAGCAACAGCGAAAGUGUAACUUUUGAUGAAGCUAUUUCUUUAACAGGUUAUGGUAGAUUCCACUACGAAGCCAUAGCGGUCUGCAGUCUAUCCAUAAUAAUUGUCGGCUUCCAAAACGGCAUUUCUUCUUACAUUUUCCCACCCGCUCAGUGCGAACUUAAUUUGACGUCUUUAGAGCUGGGGUUUCUCAACGUCUGCUUUCUGAUUGGAGGAACCGUCAGCUGUUUCCUUUGGGGCCUUAUCGCCGACAAUCACGGCAGAAAAAAAGUGUUGAUAUUUGCUCAUCUAUGCAACGUCAUCGUGACCAUGGUUUCUGCUGUUAAUCCGUAUACUGCAACUCUGGUGUCAUGCAGAUUUAUCAAUGGUUUUCUCAUGGGAGCACCAGGUAGUUUGAUGUACACAUAUAUUGCAGAAUUUCAACCAUCUACACACCGUUUCAGAACCGUCUGUAUUUUAGGAUUAUUCUUCAUAGCAUCUUGGUUAUUCCUCCCAGUGUUAGCAUAUCUAAUUCUACCAGUAAAAAUUUACUACAAUUUUAAAAAUAUAUUUAUAAUAUCCCCAUGGAGAGUUUUUCUUCUUAUUAUUGCUAUUCCUGAAAUACUAGUAUGUCUUUGGUUGACAAGAUUACCAGAAAGUCCCAAAUUUUAUAUAGCCAAAGGAAAUCACAAAAAAACACUGAAAAUUUUAAAGAGAAUCUAUUCUGCGAACUCGGGAAAGAGCCCGGAAUUAUUUCCUGUUAAAACCAUCAUCUGCGAAGUUUACAAUAAUCUUCAAAACAGUGAAGUCAUGGUCAGCGGAAAGACUGCAAGAGUUCUGAAGGAAGUGACGAAUCAAAUUAGAAAGCUAUUCCAGAAACCUUUCAUUACAAAGACCUUUGUGAUCAGUGCAAUCAUGUUUAGUAAUAUGUUUGGAUUGUUCGGCCUAGGACUAUGGCUACCAGAACUUUUUAUAAAAUUUGAGAAGUACCAUCUCUUGCAUCCAAACUCUACAGUAACUAUUGAAGAGCUCUCAUCCUUACCUCAAGAUAGCGAAAAAUCUUGCCAACCAUCUUUUGACCAAUCAGUGAUAAUAAGCACGGUAGCAACUGGAUCAACAGCGCUAAUUUUCAACGGAAUCUCUUGUUUAAUAAGUACUAGAGUGUCUUCACGGAAUAUUACUCUGAUGUUGACGUUCUUGGGAGGAAUCUGUGCAGCGUGUAUCUAUUGGUUGACAACCUCGCUUCAGAAUCUCAUAGUUUCGUGUAUUUUUCAAGCUACAAUGCUGACUGCCAAUAUGAGUAUCACCAGCAUAGCAGUUGAACUUUUUCCCACCAGUAUUGGCGGAAUGGCAGUUUGUUUUGUGAUAUGUGCUGGAAGGAUAGGAGCUGCCAUCAGUAACGUAGUGUUUGCCUUUUUAAUGGACGAUUAUUGUCAGUUGGCGAUUUUUGCUGUCGCUUUUGUUCAGAUAAUAGGAGGAAUACUAUGUUUUUUGGUACCCUCUCAGAAAAAAUGUCAUACUAAAGCAGUUAAAAGUUGUGAAGAAACCAAGUUAAAUAAUUUGGAAUUAGCUGCUAUAAAUAACCAAUCAAUUUACCCAAAUUAA